Messenger RNA from Bufo gargarizans (Asiatic toad), 4993 nucleotides. It is a transcript of the gene PIK3R4, whose product is annotated as phosphoinositide-3-kinase regulatory subunit 4. The transcript has 20 exons. Bases 172 to 4260 code for a protein of 1362 amino acids. NCBI's taxonomy places the organism in Eukaryota, Metazoa, Chordata, Amphibia, Anura, Bufonidae. Gene Ontology annotation, biological process: autophagy of peroxisome; protein phosphorylation; macroautophagy. Gene Ontology annotation, cellular component: nucleus-vacuole junction; late endosome; phosphatidylinositol 3-kinase complex, class III, type I. Gene Ontology annotation, molecular function: protein serine/threonine kinase activity; ATP binding; protein binding. The record is from RefSeq and is a predicted model, not a curated record.
CUGAUUGGCUGUGUGUCAGGAAGUGGGCGCUGACAUCCGCAGGGAUGGAAGUGUUUUGAAGCGCUACGGUUUCCUGUUUCCUCCGGUGUACAGCGGGGUACCCGGUAUAACGGCGCCUACAGCCCGGGGGAGCCUGCACCAAUUUAACGUUGGGCUACAAGUUAUUGGAUCAUGGGCAACCAGCUAGCAGGAAUAGCUCCAUCUCAGAUCUUGUCGGUGGACAGUUAUUUUUCAGACAUUCAUGAGUUUGAGUAUGACAAGAGUCUGGGAAGUACACGGUUCUUUAAAGUUGCUAGAGCCAAGCAUAGAGAAGGCUUGGUGGUCGUCAAGGUCUUUGCUAUACAGGACCCAUCACUGCCGUUAACCAACUAUAAGCAGGAACUUGAAGAGUUAAAGAUUCGACUCUGCUCUUCUCAGAACUGUCUCCCUUUCCAAAAGUUCACUCUGAAUGAGAAGGCCGCUUUGCUCUUUAGGCAAUAUGUCAGGGAUAACCUGUAUGAUCGUAUCAGCACUCGCCCCUUCCUCAACAACAUUGAGAAACGGUGGAUUGCAUUUCAGAUCCUGACCGCUGUAGAUCAGGCACACAAGUCUGGAGUAUGUCAUGGAGAUAUCAAGACAGAAAAUGUCAUGGUGACGAGUUGGAACUGGGUACUUCUCACAGACUUUGCAAGUUUCAAGCCAACCUCUCUGCCUGAAGAUAACCCAGCAGAUUUCAACUAUUUCUUUGAUACCUCUCGGAGAAGAACUUGUUAUAUAGCUCCAGAAAGAUUUGUGGACGGUAGCACUUUUUCCACCGAACUAGAGUCUAUCAAGGAUCCAUCUACGCCACUGGUGGACCUUACCAAUAACAAUCAACGGACCCGAGGAGAUCUAAAGCGAGCAAUGGAUAUUUUCUCUGCAGGUUGCGUUAUAGCAGAGCUGUUCACUGAAGGGGUGCCGUUGUUUGACCUGUCCCAGCUUCUAGCUUACAAAAAAGGACAGUUCUCUCCAGAUCAAGCGCUGGGCAAAAUUGAAGACAGCUCCAUCAGACUGCUAGUGACUCAGAUGAUUUGCCGCGAGCCAGAAAAGCGACUGGCAGCAGAAGACUAUUUAAAGCAUCAAAGGGGCAAUGCGUUCCCUGAGAUAUUUUACACCUUUCUGCAGCCAUACAUGGCUCAGUUUGCUAAGGAAACCUUCAAUUCUGCCGAUGAACGCAUCCUGGUCAUCCGUAAGGAUUUAGAUAAUAUCAUCCAUAAUCUGUGUGGAGAUGAUCAGAGUGAGAAGGCCGAGGGGGAGACUAAGGAAAACGGCCUGCUCAUCUUGGUCUCGGUGAUAACUUCCUGUUUGCAGACAUUAAAAUACUGUGAUUCUAAGCUGGCAGCUUUGGAGCUUAUCCUCCAUCUUGCCCCUCGCUUAAGCGUGGAAAUUUUACUUGAUCGCAUCACCCCGUAUUUACUGCACUUUAGUAAUGACUCUGUGCCCAGAUUGAAAGCAGAAGCUGUGCGGACGCUGACCAAGGUGUUAGCCUUAGUAAAGGAGGUGCCAAGGAAUGACAUCAACAUUUAUCCAGAAUACAUCUUGCCUGGCAUUGCGCAUCUGGCUCAGGAUGAGGCGACUAUCGUUAGGCUGGCAUAUGCAGAGAACAUAGCAUUGUUGGCUGAGACGGCACUGAGGUUUCUAGAGCUGGUGCAGCUGAAAAACCUGAACAUGGAAAAUGACCCCGGCAGUGAAGAGCUGGAUGAGGUGUCUCAUCCCAGCGAGAACUAUGACAUAGAAUUGCAGGCUUUACACGAGAUGGUCCAACAAAAGGUGGUAACGUUGCUGAGUGACCCAGAAAACAUAGUAAAACAGACAUUAAUGGAAAAUGGAAUAACAAGGCUCUGCGUGUUCUUUGGCCGUCAAAAAGCCAAUGAUGUCCUUCUAUCUCAUAUGAUUACCUUCCUCAAUGAUAAGAAUGACUGGCAUCUCCGAGGAGCAUUCUUUGACAGUAUUGUUGGGGUUGCUGCAUAUGUGGGCUGGCAGAGUUCUUCCAUCUUAAAACCACUUCUCCAGCAAGGGCUGAGCGAUGUGGAAGAGUUUGUGAUAUUUAAGGCUCUUAAUGCCCUCACUUGUAUGUGCCAACUGGGACUUCUUCAAAAACCCCAUAUAUAUGAAUUCUCUUGUGACAUUGCACCCUUUUUGUGCCACCCAAACCUAUGGAUACGCUAUGGAGCAGUGGGGUUCAUUACUACAGUUGCUCAGCAGUUAAACAUUGCUGAUGUGUACUGUAAGUUAAUGCCAUAUCUACAUCCGUUUAUCACCCAACCUAUUAUUCAGAUAGACAAGGAAAUCGUUCUUCUGAGUGUGCUGAAGGAACCUGUAAGCAGGUCAAUAUUUGACUAUGCUCUGCGAUCAAAGGACAUUGCCAGCCUCUUCAGACAUCUACAGAUGCGUCAGAGGAAGAGGAAUGGUACUCUUCUUGAGUGUCCUCCUGCUGAAGAUCCAGCAGUGGCCCAGCUCUUGAAGAAACUGCUAUCACAGGGAAUGACAGAAGAUGAGGAAGAUAAGCUUUUGGCUCUUAAGGAUUUUAUGUUAAAGUCCAACAAAGCCAAGGCAAACGUGGCAGAUCAGAGUCACAUUCAUGAGAACUCUUUAAAAGGAGUGAUUGACCUGCAGACCUUGGGUAUAAGUGGAAGACAGUCAGAUCUUGUGAAAGUAAAAUUGGACACAGAAGAUAAGCGCCCACGAAAGCAUGUAAAGCAAGAUUCGAAUGUAAAUGAAGAGUGGAAGAGCAUGUUUGGUGCAAUGGAACCAGCAAACAUAACUCAGACUGUAAGAACUCUGCCUCCCACUGACCAGGAAGCCACGAAGUCUCUUCGCUCUGAAUCUUCUGCUGCCAUUAAUGUCCCCCUGUCCUUCUCACCACAGACAUCUGAAGGAGUAGGAAUCCAGUCAAGGAGACCCACGUUGCAGAUAUACACCAGCACAUAUCAGCCUUCAGCUUUACAAAUCCGCAUGACUACAUGUAAAAGUGAGCUUCAGCAGCUCAUCCAACAGAAACGGGAGCAGUGCAAUGCAGAGAGGUUAGCAAAGCACAUGAUGGAAAGUGCGGAAUGGGAGAGUAAGCCGCCUCCAACAGGAUGGCACCCAAAAGGCUUGCUGGUGGCACAUUUACAUGAACAUAAGGGCCCAGUAAACAGGAUCCGUGUUUCUGAUGAACAUUCCAUUUUUGCCACUUGCUCAAAUGAUGGAACAGUAAAAAUCUGGAAUAGUCAGAAAAUGGAAGGAAAAACCACUACAACAAGGUCGGUACUGACAUACUCCCGCAUCGGUGGACAUGUUAAAACCUUGACAUUUUGCCAGGGAUCACAUUACUUAGCUGUGGCUUCAGACAAUGGCAACAUACAGCUUCUUGGUAUCGAAGCUUCUAAACCACCAAAAUCGCCAAAAAUCCAUCCACUGCAAAGCAGGUGUCUGGAUCUACGGGAGGAUGGAUGUGUAGUAGAUAUGCACCUGUUCAAUUCAGGAUCACAGUCUGUGCUUGCUUAUGCAACAGUCAAUGGAUCUUUGGUUGGGUGGGAUCUGAGAUCUUCUAGUAAUGCCUGGACUUUGAAACACGAUUUGCGAUUAGGGCUGAUAACCUCAUUUGCAGUGGAUAUCCAUCAGUGCUGGCUGUGUAUUGGAACCAGUAGUGGUACUAUGGCAUGCUGGGACAUGAGGUUCCAGUUGCCAAUAUCCAGCCAUACUCAUCCAGCUCGGUCGAGAAUUCGGCGGCUCCUAAUGCAUCCCUUGAGCAUGCAUACAAUGUAUCAGUCUUGGGUCAUAGCUGCCGUUCAAGGCAAUAAUGAAGUCUCCAUGUGGGACAUGGAGACUGGAGAUAGAAGAUUCACAUUAUGGGCCAGCAAUGCUCCUCCACUCUCAGAAAUGCAGCCAUCACCACACAGUGUUCAUGGAAUUUACUGCAGUCCAGCAGAUGGCAACCCUAUAUUACUGACUGCAGGGUCUGACAUGAAAAUAAGAUUCUGGAACCUGGCCUGUCCAAAGAGAUCCUACAUAAUAGCCGGAAGCACUAACAAUCUGCCGUCCGUCUCUUAUUUCAGCAAGAUAAUUGAGGGCACAGAAGUUGUUCAGGAAAUCCAAAAUAAGCAUACUAUGGGACCCAGUGAAGAUGCUCCACGAAGAGGACCGGAGUCAUUGCCAGCUGGACACCAUGAUAUUAUUACAGAUAUUGCCACCUUCCAAACGACACAAGGUUUUAUAGUAACGGCAUCACGAGAUGGCAUUGUGAAAGUGUGGAAAUAAACUUGUCUUAAAACUGGAAGAUUUAGGCCUUAGACCUUACUCGCGUAGUACUGGCCAAAUACAAUGCUAGGCCAUUCUUGUAAAACCAGGCUACAGCUCUGACAUCAGCUUACCAAGUCUGGUACGAAAACUCAAUAUUAGGUGUCUUUGGAAAUGUUCUCUUUGAUAUUAAUGGGGUUGUCCAGAAUUUUGCUAUUGAUGGCCUGUCCCCAGCGCAGGCCAUCAGUAUCUGAGUGUGGUGGUGGUCCCACAAACCGCACCUCUACAAAUCGGCUGUUAGGGGUAGUUUUGGCACUAGAAGUCAGCACCAGAACUACACAGCUUCACCCAUUGUGUAGUGGAGGGAGCUGGUUACUUUAGGGCUGUUCCCAUUAGCUUCAAUGGGAGCAGCACUGCAGUAACCUGCUCCAUCCACCACCCAGUGAUCUGCAGUCCGGCACCCGAUCUACCCCAAAACAGCUGAUUUUCAGGAGUAUGGGUGGUUGGACCUCUGCUGGUCAGAUAUUGAUGAUCUGUUGUGAGGAAAGGCCUUCACUAGUAAAUGUUUGGAUAACUCCUGUUGUCUUAUUCUCAUGUGUACACCAACUGUAAAUUGUGGAUAUAUAAUAUUUAAAACCUUUUGUUAGUUUAUAUAGUAUUAUCUUGUUUAUAUGCGCUUAUCCUGACGUAUGGAUAUUGCACUACUGUUCACAUACUGCUAUUAACAAUAAUUAAAAAAACUUUGCCUAUCAAA